This is a messenger RNA of Peronospora belbahrii, 1602 nucleotides long. The record is from the annotation of a GenBank genome assembly. Lineage: Eukaryota; Oomycota; Peronosporomycetes; Peronosporales; Peronosporaceae.
AUGACAUCAACCGAGUGUCCAAUCUGCUCCCGUCAUGUGCGCCUUGAAAACCUCUCGCUGCAUGUAGACACGUGUUUGGCCAAACAGGACAAGUCCAAUGCAUUGUUACAGUCUCCUUUAUCAUCGUCUAUGAAUGCUCAGUCUUCUACCAGUAGUAGUAGUAGUAGUAAUCACAGUCCAUUCAGACCAAGUCAAAGACCGACAGAUGUCACCCCGUCUCAAGUCGGUAAAAAGCGCAAACACUCACCACGUGACAAUCAUUCCGCUGUGCCAUUGGCAGAACGGAUGAGACCUAAGGAUAUUAAUAAUCUAGUAGGACAGGACGAACUUGUAGGUCCUGGUCGUAUUUUAACGACCCUUAUUGAAAUGGAUCGAGUGCCUAAUAUGAUUAUAUGGGGACCACCAGGAUGUGGGAAAACAACAUUAGCAACUAUCAUUGCAGAGCAAACAAAGUGUAAAUUCAUCACUCUAUCAGCUACAACAUCAAAAGUAUCAGCUUUGAAAGAUACAUUGACUCAAGCAGAAAAAGCGUAUCAACUAUUUCAUCGACGGACAAUUGUUUUUAUUGAUGAGAUUCAUCAUUAUAAUAAGACGCAACAGACUUUUCUCUUACCUGCUGUAGAAAAUGGGACAAUUACACUCCUUGGUGCAACAACCGAGAAUCCAUCCUUUGAAAUAACCAAUGCUUUAUUAAGUCGAUGUCGUGUGUAUACACUCAAGAAACAUUCACUAGAGUCUAUGACAUUCAUUCUACAACGUGCUUUGAAUGAUCAUGUGACUGGAGGGAUACAAUCACUGACACUGAAACAGAAACUAGCGCUACAGGUGAAUGACGAUCCUGACAGUGACAAAAAGAAGACAAGUGAUGUCUUGAUUGAAGCAGAAGAUGAAGCUAUUGAGUACUUGGCAAAACAAUGUGAUGGUGACGCUCGAAUUGCAUUGAAUUGUUUGGAAAUGGCUCUUCAAACGGCUCCAAUGGAUACAGAAAAACGUCUACUACGUGUAACUGCUGCUCAUGUUCAUCACUGCUUUGCGCAUCGACAAACGCUUUUCUAUGAUCGAAAUGCUGACAUGCAUUAUGAUUGCAUUAGUGCACUCCAUAAGUCCGUGCGUGGUAGCGAUGAGAAUGCUACACUUUACUGGUUGGCACGCAUGCUUGAAGGCGGUGAGAAUCCAUUAUACGUUGCUCGACGGCUUAUUCGAAUUGCAAGUGAAGAUGUCGGUCUUGCAGCGCCUGAGUUACUUCCUAUGGCGGUAUCAGCGUACCAGGCUGCUCACUUUGUUGGAAUGCCGGAGUGUGAUGUCGUGCUUGCUCAUGUUGCAACGAUGCUUGCUCGCGCACCGAAGUCCAUUGAAGUUUAUGCUGCAUACAAACGAGCAAAGCAAUCUAUCAAGGAGUGGGAUAAAGGUGCACUACCAGACGUCCCACUUCAUUUACGUAAUGCCCCGACGAAGCUUAUGAAACAGAUGGGCUAUGGAAAAGAGUAUAAGUACAACCCGCACUAUAGUGCUGAUGAGCUCAAAGAUCAGACUUAUCUGCCGGAUGAACUGGCAGGCACGAAUUUUUUUAAGCAAAACGAUGUAGACCGAGAUGCAUGCUAA